AUGUCAUCUGCUCAACAACCCCUACUCGGUGAACGAAGAAUCGGGUUCUCUCGUCGGGAAUACUCUUCUGUGUCUGACGGAGAGCCCCGCAUUACUCGAUGGAGAAGAUCUGCCCGUGAUUUUCUCACUUCGCGAUGGGGCCACUACAUUAUCCUUUUUCUGGUCACAGUCGAUGUGUGCUGUAGUUUUUCGGAUUUCCUAAUCCAGCUACAUAUUUGCGAGUUGAAACAGAGUCGCUUUGGGGUCGAUAAGGGAUGGGAAACCACACAGAAGGCGCUAGGUAUCGCGGGUCUCGUAAUCGCAUGCCUGUUUAUGGUAGAAUUAAUUGUUUCAGUGCUUAGUUUUGGGAAAGGGUACUUUUCGGAUUACUUCCAUAUUUUCGACUCCAUUGUAAUCCUGGUUGCUUUUACUAUUGAGGUCUCCGUUCGUGGCAUAGGAGAGGAACUGGGUUCACUUGUUGUUGUUCUGCGUCUUUGGCGUGUUUUCCAGAUCAUCGAGGAGCUGAGCUCUGCUGGUGAAGACACACUAGAACAGUAUGAGGAGGAGAUAAAGAGGCUUCAACAAGAGAAUGACGGUCUGCGACAGAGGUUGAGUUUGCCUUCCGAAAGGGUUGAGGGGGCUUGA
Messenger RNA from Penicillium angulare, 624 nucleotides. RefSeq lists its product as uncharacterized. The record is from RefSeq and is a predicted model, not a curated record. Gene Ontology annotation, biological process: proton transmembrane transport. Gene Ontology annotation, molecular function: voltage-gated proton channel activity. The coding region runs from base 1 to 624 and encodes 207 amino acids. Gene Ontology annotation, cellular component: plasma membrane. The transcript is spliced from 2 exons. Lineage: Eukaryota; Fungi; Ascomycota; Eurotiomycetes; Eurotiales; Aspergillaceae.